CGCACACACACGCACACACACACACACACACACACACACACACACACACACACACACACACACAUCUGCGUCAUUUCCUAUCCUCAGAGGGUCGGAGAGCAUGUUCAGAGAUCCCUGCCAGUUGCGCACAGAGAAGGCUCCGACAGACUCUAGAGUUUUGUUCAGUGGACAGAAUAAACCCGGAGAAGGUCUUCUGUUAUUAAAAGGAACCGCCUCCCACGGAUUUGUCUCUGCCUGGUUUCAUCCAUCACACCGGUCACUAUCUGAAGCUCUCCCUGGUGAAGGCAGCGGUGAAGCUUUAGUUGCGCAUGGAAUAAAAAGACAACAGGACCGAAAGAACAUGUAUGAUUUAUUCACUUCAAGACCUUCGACUGGGAACCUGCUUUGUUUGGAGCUGACACACCAUGUGCGGUGCACAUCAGCUCCGUUACGCGCGUAGAUCUCCGGUCACCUGUUGGAGUUGCCCGAUGCGCGGCGGUGAGCUUCUUUCACGCUUUGAUUUCAUUCUAACGGAAGGAUCGACUUGAACACAGCGCUUUAUAACAGAUGAUCGAUCCGUCCUCCUCCUCCGGUCUGUCUGAUGCACUGAGUCCCGGUUAUGUUGUAGGAUGAGCGCGGAUCUGGAGCGCGUUUCGCUCAACACAUCGGUGACCUCGGCCGGCCCGGGCGGCCGCGCGCUGUCGGCGAACGUCCGGAGGCUCCACAACGCGCUCAACCUGCUGCUCAGCGACCUGGAGAGAGAGCACUUCAUCCACUGUCUCAAUGUGUACCACGCCAAGCGCAACGUCUUCGACUUGGUCCAGACUCUCAAAGUGAUUCUCAGCACGCCCGGUAAACGCCAGCUGCUGCCCAUGCUGCGCCUGGUCAUCCCGAGGUCCGACCAGCUGCUGUUCGACCAGUACACCUCCGAGGGACUCUACCUGAAGACCGAGCUGCUGCCCAGCAACGGCAGCGCGGAGGGCUUCGGAGACGGAGGAGACUCCACUCUGCAGAAAUAUGUCAGCUCUCUCCACGAGCAGCCGCUCACCUCCUCCGGCUGUCCAGACGGCUUCACCUCCUCUGGCUGUCCAGACGGCUUCACCUCCUCCAGCUGUCCGGACGGCUUCACCUCCUCCAGCUGUCCGGACGGUUACAGCGCCGCCGCGGAGCUGUCGGCCUCCAUGGCCCCGCCGUUCUUCCAGCUUCCCUUUGGAGAGGUGCGUAAAGUCAGCCUGACGCGCUCCAGGAGCCACGAGGGUCUGGGCUUCAGCAUCCGCGGCGGCUCGGAGCACGGAGUGGGGAUCUACGUGUCUCUGGUGGAGCCGAGCUCUUCGGCCGAGAGAGAGGGACUGAGGGUCGGGGACCAGAUAGUGACCGUCAACGACAUGAUGUUUGACCAUGUCACACACAUAGAUGCGGUCAAGGUGCUGAAGGGAUGCAAGAAGCUGGCCAUUUCAGUGUGUUCCAUGGGUCGGAUCCCUGGAGGCUACAUCACCAACCACGUGUACAGUUGGGUGGACCCUGAGGGCCGGAGCGUCACCCCGCCACCCGACAGCCUGGAGGCCAACCAGAGGCAAGGACAUGAAAUGGAGGACAGGAUGGUAAACCUGAAUAUGGACGAUGGUCGCUCUCUGGGUCUAAUGAUCAGAGGUGGUGCUGAGUAUGGACUGGGGAUCUACAUCACUGGAGUGGAUCCUGGUUCUGCUGCAGAUGCUGGUGCACUAAAGGUGGGUGACCAGAUCCUGGAAGUGAACAGUCAGAGCUUUGUCACCAUCUCCCACGAUGAGGCAGUUCACAUCCUCAAAACAGGACGCCACUUGCUGAUGAAGGUGAGGGAUGUGGGUCGUCUGCCUCAUGCACGCACAGUGGUUGAUGAGACCAAAUGGAUCUGCAGUCAGGCCAUAGCUGAGACCAAUGCUACGGCUAACCCAAGUUCCGUCACCAACCCCGCUGUCAAUGCGGGCAUCCACGUCGGUGUCAGUGCCAGCACCUGCAGCUCAAGACCGUCCUCAGCCAAAGCUACACCUGUAUCAGGAAAGCCAGCAGUAUACAGAGGCGUAGGCCCGCCAGGAGCUCAGGUGUCUCUGGAGCAGCAGGCCUACAUGCUGCUGACGGAGCCAGAGAGGCAGACCAUGGCCUACUACCUGCAGGAGUACCAGGACGGACACAUAGGAGUGGAGCCACUGACCAUGGCUCUGUUUGAGCUCUUUAACACACAUGCAAAGUUGUCCAUGUUGUCUGAUGUGAGGAGUCUGGUGGCUCACCAGGACCUGGAGUUCUACGACAGGCUAGUGUUGCACCAUGAGAGGGGGGCCCACCAGGUCUGGCAUGGAGGCCUGGGGGUGCUGCAUCCACAGGGCCACUGCAACCACUCGGCGCCCGUGAUCCAUGAUGUAGGACACACCAUCCCUGCUAUGACUGACGGAUCUGUUGGUGGCUGGACAGAAAAAGACCAGGAGGGAAACACUAAUGCCUUACAAAACAUUGCACUGGAUGAAAGGCAGGCUUCAGGUGAAUCUCCUCCAUUCUUCAGGGCCGCCCCCCUUCAGGCCCGGAACAGGCCAUCCAAAGAGAUGGAGGUCAGCCGGAAGCCUCCAGCCCGGCGGGGGCAGCCCGGCUCCAGCCUGCUCUUCACCGGCCCCACCCGGCUCCUCCAGGACUGCCUCCACAAGUCGCUCAAAUCCCUCCCCACCAACCACCAGCCUUCACCAGCCUCGGCCCACCACACCUGCGCUGGUGCCAGCCACCACACUUCCCUCAAUGCGCUCCAUCACACCUGCCAGAGUUCCCUUCAACUCACUGACUCUGAACACCACAACCACCCCCACUUUGCUCAUCACUUCCACCACCACGCUGCCCACCACAGCCGGCCCAGUUCAGGACACCACACCUGCCCAGGCUUCCUGCAACAUCGGGACUCCUCCAACUCUAUGAAACUAGAGGCAUCUGUCAAGCUCGCUUCCAGAUCCAGCUCCUAUGAGAAGUCCUCUUACUUGUCAAAGUCUGCGUCCUCUUCCAAAGCGCCAUCUCCCAUGCCGUCCCCUCAUCCAUCACCCCGUCCCUCGCCCUGUCCCUCCCCCUGCCCCUCUCUCAUAACACCUGCUGCUCCACCUUGUAGUCCUGACCGGCCCUGCUCACCUGCCCUCACCCAGAGACUCAUCAUAACAGACAUGAACCGGUUGUCUGCAGACUCCAGACCACAGCAAAGAGGGGCCACCCUGUCCCAGCUGUCAGACAGUGGCCAGACUCUGAGUGAGGACAGCGGGGUGGAUAUAGCCGAGGCAGGAGGCCUCAGUAAGGACGGCAGCCCUCGACCCAGCAAGAACCAGCAGGGCCAUCUGGAACAGCCAGGGACCCAUGGAGCUCCUCCAGGGAGCAGACAACAGACUGGCUCACCGGUCCCAGUGCCCACUGCUACCUUGGUACGAGUGGUGAAAAAUGCCAACACCCUUGGUAUCGCUAUAGAGGGAGGAGCCAACACACGCCAACCUUUGCCGCGCAUAGUCACCAUUCAGAAAGGAGGCUCGGCUCAUAACUGUGGUCAGCUGAAGGUGGGUCAGGUCAUCCUGGAGGUCAAUGGCAUUUCCCUGAGAGGUCGGGAACACAAGGAUGCUGCCCAGAUCAUUGCCGAAGCCUUCAAGACCAAAGAGAAGGACCACAUUGACUUCCUGGUUUUUGAGCCAGGACUCUAGUAUGAGGACUUUGCACGAAGAAGAAAGACACUGUUUCACUGCUUUGAGGGAACCGUAUCAGCUCCACAUGAUGUUGUCCAAUAAUCAUGGCCCUCAUUUUAAUUUCAGGGAAAGGAUUGUUGGAAAGACAUUUGUUUAUUGCACUCUACAAAGAUUUGCACAAUUCAAAUUUAGUAAAGGAUAUUACAUUAAUAAUUGCCAUAACAGUCAUAUGUGAAUUAAAUGCUUUUUGCUUCUGUUUCAUUAGUUUUCAAACCCUGAAUGUUAUUGUAUGUUUCACCAGGAGGACUGGAAUAGCACUGAUAGUGUGGUUGUCACACCAAAUUAUAUUAAAAACAGCCAAUUAUAUUACAGUCAGUAAAGUCA
Sebastes umbrosus (honeycomb rockfish) is the source of this 4037-nucleotide messenger RNA. Its product is annotated as whirlin-like. The transcript is spliced from 12 exons. Gene Ontology annotation, molecular function: protein binding. Gene Ontology annotation, biological process: sensory perception of sound; auditory receptor cell stereocilium organization. Bases 609 to 3671 code for a protein of 1020 amino acids. The record is from RefSeq and is a predicted model, not a curated record. Gene Ontology annotation, cellular component: cilium; stereocilium tip; stereocilia ankle link complex. NCBI's taxonomy places the organism in Eukaryota, Metazoa, Chordata, Actinopteri, Perciformes, Sebastidae.